Fragaria vesca subsp. vesca is the source of this 1708-nucleotide messenger RNA. Its product is annotated as lycopene beta cyclase, chloroplastic-like. The record is from RefSeq and is a predicted model, not a curated record. Bases 108 to 1601 code for a protein of 497 amino acids. Gene Ontology annotation, molecular function: oxidoreductase activity, acting on paired donors, with incorporation or reduction of molecular oxygen. Gene Ontology annotation, biological process: carotenoid biosynthetic process. Lineage: Eukaryota; Viridiplantae; Streptophyta; Magnoliopsida; Rosales; Rosaceae. The transcript is spliced from 2 exons.
UCUCUUUCUCACCUCUCUCCCAUCCUUGACAACCCAUCCCUGAAAUUUGAUUUCUCAGUUGAACAAUUCUGAACCCAGCUUGAAAUAUCGAGGGAAAUUGUCAUUUAAUGGAUACAUUACUGAAAACACAUAACAAGCUCGAGUUUCUGCACCCACUUCAUGGGCUUUCAGAGAAAGUGAGUAAUUGGAACUCUUCAAAGCAGGAGCUUAGAUGUGGUCUCAGGAAGUCCUGUAGAACUGGCCGUGUUAAGGCCAGAAGUAGUGCUCUUCUGGAGCUGGUGCCUGAAACCAAGAAGGAGAAUCUCGAAUUUGAGCUUCCCUUGUAUGACCCAUCAAAGGGUCUUGUGGUGGACCUUGCAGUCGUGGGAGGCGGCCCUGCAGGGCUUGCCGUGGCACAGCAAGUCUCCGAGGCAGGGUUAUCUGUUUGCUCGAUUGAUCCCUCUCCCAAGUUAAUCUGGCCCAACAAUUACGGUGUUUGGGUGGAUGAGUUUGAGGCCAUGGAUUUGCUUGAUUGCCUCGACACUACCUGGUCUGGUGCUGUUGUGUUCAUAGAUGAACAUUCGAAGAAGGAUCUUGAUAGGCCUUAUGGGAGGGUUAAUAGGAAGCAGCUCAAGUCCAAAAUGCUGCAGAAAUGCAUUUCAAAUGGUGUCAAGUUUCAUCAAGCUAAAGUCAAUAACGUUAUUCACGAGGAGGACAAAUCACUCUUGGUUUGCAGUGAUGGCGUCACAAUUCAAGCUACUGUGGUUCUUGAUGCAACAGGCUUUUCAAGAUGCCUUGUGCAGUAUGAUAAGCCUUACAAUCCAGGUUACCAAGUGGCGUAUGGGAUUUUGGCAGAAGUUGAAGAACAUCCUUUUGAUGUGGAUAAGAUGGUUUUCAUGGAUUGGAGAGAUUCACAUUUGAGGAAUAGUCCUCAACUGAAAGAGAGAAAUAGUAAGAUCCCUACUUUUCUAUAUGCAAUGCCUUUUUCAUCCAAUAGGAUAUUUCUUGAAGAAACGUCCCUAGUUGCUCGGCCAGGACUACCCAUGAAAGAUAUCCAGGAAAGGAUGGUUGCUAGAUUGAAACACCUAGGCAUAAAAGUUAAGAGCAUCGAAGAGGAUGAGCAUUGUGUCAUUCCGAUGGGCGGGCCUCUACCGGUGCUCCCUCAAAGAGUUGUUGGAAUUGGAGGUACAGCUGGGAUGGUGCACCCUUCAACAGGGUAUAUGGUCGCGAGGACUCUGGCAGCAGCUCCUAUUGUUGCAAAUGCAAUAGUUCAGUACCUUGGUUCUGGUAGAAGUAUUUCAGGAAAUGAACUGUCAGCAGAAGUGUGGAAAGAUCUAUGGCCCAUACAAAGGAGGAGACAAAGGGAGUUCUUCUGUUUUGGCAUGUCCAUUCUGCUCAAGCUGGAUUUGAAUGCCACAAGAAGGUUUUUCAAUGCAUUUUUUGAUCUAGAACCUCGUUAUUGGCAUGGAUUCUUAUCAUCUCGACUGUUUCUUCCUGAUCUUCUUUUCUUCGGCCUUUCACUGUUUUCUCAUGCUUCAAAUGCUAGUAGGCUAGAAAUAAUGGGAAAGGGUACUAUUCCUUUGGUAAAGAUGAUCAACAACUUGAUACAGGAUAGAGAUUAGGAUGAGUGAUACUAUUUGUAUAAUGCAAAUCAUGUUGGUAAGCCUUCAAAAUACAUACGAUUGCUAAUACUGUGGAAAAUCAUUAUGAAUCAGCUACUUUUCAGAAG